Molecule: messenger RNA, 1311 nt
Organism: Nerophis ophidion (straightnose pipefish)
Lineage: Eukaryota; Metazoa; Chordata; Actinopteri; Syngnathiformes; Syngnathidae
Gene: tmem116
Product: transmembrane protein 116
Exons: 11
Coding region: 154-1149 (331 amino acids)
Biological process (GO): adenylate cyclase-activating G protein-coupled receptor signaling pathway
Cellular component (GO): plasma membrane
Molecular function (GO): G protein-coupled receptor activity
Source: RefSeq, a predicted model, not a curated record
CCACACAAAUAAAACACUUGCUCAGCACAGUUUGUCGCUUCAUUCUGCUUGCAACUUUGCCCUCUGAGCGGCGCUGUGGGGCUGCCUCCUAGUGGGCGGGGCCUGUGUGUAUAAAAGCGCAGGGCACACAUGCUGAUCCACAACUGACCUGACAUGGAUCAAAUGCCCUCAUACCAGAACUCCACUGGACCACAUGACUGGACCCAGAUCCAGGAUGUGGUCCAGUGGGCCCAGAUGCUCGUGUCUCUGCUCAGCGCACUCGCCUCCGCCUCCAUCAUCUCCUGCAUGAUGUCCCAGCGACCAGACGGGAACACGGCUGAGCUGCAGGCGCCGCUCCUGCUUGCUGCCUCCGACCUGCUGCUCGCCCUCUGCUGGCUGCUAGGGGGCGCCCUGGGGUCUCAGCGAUGCCUCGUCCGGGACCACCUUCACAUGGCCCGGCAGGUUGUGUGCAUGGCGUCCUUCUUCUACACACUCAACUACGUGUGGAGCGUCUACGCCAACCUGCGCCUCAGGUUCUCCUUCGGCCCACAGCAACACCUUGGACAGAGAGUCCCGGCCGCCAAGAUGACGGCGCUGCUUUGUGGCGUGCUCCCGGUCAUCCUGAUGGCGCCCGUGUACAUCCAAGGACGCGUCGGCCGGUGUGACGCCAACUGCAGCGACUUGUACAGGGGUCUGCUGAUGCUUCCUGUCGCCGCUCGGCAGCCGGGCAGAGCCUGCCUGGUGCUGCGCGUCUACUCUGGCGCCAUCUUCCUCGCCGCCUUCUUCCUUACGUUGGUUGGCAUGAUGAUAAUCAUGGGAAAAGCUCGUCAUGUUUACCGGCGAGUCGUGAUGUCAUAUGGUUACCUUGGCAACCAGCAGCGGGCCUCAUUCCGUUGGCUGGACUUUCGGAUGCUGGCGUUCCCACUCGUCUUCGCCCUCUGCUGGGGACCUGCGGCGUGUCUGGUGAUGAUGUCAUCGAGGAACGCGAGCUCGGCCUCUGCGGUGGUCUACGUCAUUCAGGCCUUCACGUCGCCGUCCCAGGGCGUCUUCCAUAGCGUGCUGCUGGCGUGCGCCCGCGCGCGGGGGAGGGGCCGGCUGGCGUGGCGGGACGCCAACACUCAGACGCCGUUGCUGCGAGCGCAGAAGAGAAACUACCGCACCUGGCUGUGAUGUUAUCACUUCCACUUUGGGUGGGCGGGGGAUGCCCGCUGACAAAAGGAAGUACGCCGCAGGAAAGGAGAAGUGGACAAAGGUCACAUGAGACCAAAAUGUUUGGAAAGUUCUAGAAGAACCACUUGACUCAUCACGGUAUUAAAGGUAAAUAUUAUUUUC